Molecule: messenger RNA, 4589 nt
Organism: Drosophila serrata
Lineage: Eukaryota; Metazoa; Arthropoda; Insecta; Diptera; Drosophilidae
Gene: Su(z)2
Product: Suppressor of zeste 2
Biological process (GO): negative regulation of transcription by RNA polymerase II
Cellular component (GO): PRC1 complex
Molecular function (GO): metal ion binding; promoter-specific chromatin binding
Source: RefSeq, a predicted model, not a curated record
CAAUUGUAAAACGAAAUUUUCAAUUUAACGGCAAAUCAAUAUGGAAUGCGCCUGAGAGGGGAAAAUGCCACAGAGGAAUAUCAGCACCAUUGCGACGCAAUUGCUUUGAGAUCCCCUAAAGAGGCUUAUAUUUAUAGUAAGGAUAUAGGUGUUAACGGAGUGGAAUGCACCUGCAAACAACGCACAAAUUGAUGGAUAAGAAGCAUCACGAAAUCGCCAUGGAUAAAGGAGCAUCAUUUGCUUCCCGGGAUAUCCGGCAGUUCCAUGAUCUGAUCACCUGCGGCAUUUGCCGGGGCUAUAUGAUCGAUCCAACCACAGUGGAUACUUGCUAUCACACAUAUUGCCGCAGUUGCAUACUGAAGCACCUGCUCCGCAUGGUUUACUGUCCGGAUUGCAAGGCCAGCGGAGGCAAGGAGAUCAGUGAAACCAACCUCAGAUCGGAUGACACUCUGAGAUCGCUGAUCUUUAAGCUGGUGCCAGGUCUCUACCAAAGGGAGUGCAAGGAGCUGGAGGAGUUUGAGAAACAGCACGAGGAUCUGGUUGAUGAAAAUCCAGCGCCACGUGAACAGGAGUUUUUCACCGCCACGGAGCUUGUGAGCUUAUCCCUGGAAUACCAUCCCGCCAUGUUGGACCAGUGUGGUCCCGGCGAGGUGCCACCCAUUAUUUACCUGCAAUGCCCCGCUGGGCUGCGUGUGGAGCUACUAAAGAGAUUCCUCUGCUCCAAGUACAACAUUGAGGCGGAGAAUAAGCUGGUUGAGGUGGAGGUCACCUACGAGGACGAGGUGCUGCCCCCUCAUUUCACGCUAAUGGAUGUGGGAUAUUGCUAUAAUUGGAGUCGGCAAUCGCCGAUGGCCUUCUGCUACCGGAUUCUGCUCCAUGAGAGCGAGCGGACAAAAAACGAUGAGAAUAAUCUAUCCAGGAUUAACCAGGACAUUGAACCGGAGCAAUCGGAGCAGACAGUCGCCAGGAGUCGCUCCAAGGCGGCUAAAUCGGUGACUUUUGCCGAGGAUCUCGAGUCGGAAAUUCGUUCCAAGACCGGAGCAAGGAGCAAGACCUCACCAAAGGUAUCGCCGCCGGCGAAGAACAAACGCUUGGCUGCCACCUCAGUGACCACAUCGUUGGCCAAGCGGGAGCUGGAGCCAGAGCCGGUGAGCAGCUUCAAGAGUCUGCGGAGUAAUGACAUGCGCUACAGCGAUUAUGCCGUGUCCAAGGUGAAGAGUGAGCCGGGACAGGAGCAGGAUCAUCAUAACCCCACAAGGGAGCAGCCACUGGAGGCCAACACGAAUAUAGUGGUUAGCAUUCCACCCUCGCAGCUGGGCAAAUCCUAUGUGGAUGCUGAGGAUUUCGAGUUGAAGACGGCCAACCGAAAGGGAGCAGCUGGUGGCCACUUGCCCAAGCUCAAGAUUGAGCUGACGAGCAUGAGGAGCAAGCUGAGCAUGCCCAUGUCAGCGGGUCCUCGUUUGGAGGAUACCUCCUGCUCCUCCUCCUCGGCAGCCAGUCAACAGCUGGAUCUGGAGACAUAUGCCAAGAACAUAGGUCUAAAGCCCAUUGAUCAGCCCGCGUCCGUGCAGGUUUCCGAUAGCAAAUACAGUCCCAAUGCCUCGCCCAUGUCCUCCUGCUCCAGUUCCACGAACGGCUCCAGCUGUAGUCUAGGGACAGCGGAUGCCAGCACCUCCACUAGCGCCUCCAGUUCGCAUCGGAAGCGCAAGAAGAAGCACUCCAAGGAGCCGAAGGAUGCCAACGGUAAGCGGAAGAAGCUGCAUGCAGAGAUCUCCUCGCAGACGGAUGGCAAGAUGAAGGUGAAGAUCACCACCAAGCACAAGGUGGACCUAAAGCGUUCCCAUUCGCUGGCCAGUGCCAGUGAGUUGGCUCUUCAACAGCUGAAGCUGGACGAGAAGCUAAUGGCCACCACCACCACAUCGGAGGUACUGCUAAAUCGCACUUUGGGGGAGGAGGCACGCAGCAUCAGCAGCCUGGUAACGGGUGGAGCACCCACACCACCGCCUACGCCCACAGCGGAACCGGAAGCACUGGCAACCAGACCCAAGGAGCUGGCUCUGCCCACAUCGCCGCCCUUGCCGCCCAGCUUGUUUAAGGCUUUCACGCCCACGACGACGACGACGACUACAGCGGCAGCAGUUCCUUCUCCCCCAGCUUCUGCUCCCACGACAGCGGGUCAGGUGAAGCCAAAGACCACCACGAUUCCUCAGCCUGUCCAGCCCCAGUCUAUGCCCAACAAGAGCUUGUCCAAGCCACCACCGAGUAGCAACAACAACCGGAAGCCGGGAAGUGGACACUUUGUGGUGCCACAAGCUCCUAGUAAUAACCGUAAUCAAUAUCACAUGCAACGCUACCUAUCCACGCCGAGUUCCAUUGCCAGUGCGGCCAACAAGCAGCCGAAGAGGUCGCUCUCCCUGGACGAAUCCCAUCCGGCCAAGCAGGCACGCUUGAAUCACAACCAGGCCCAGGCCAUGGCCAUGUCCAGCUAUGCGGCCAAGUUCCAGAUGCAGCAGGGACUCGGCAAGACACCAGCGGCCUCGUAUCUGCCCAACCCGCAGCGCUUAUAUGGACCCGAGAUGGUGGGUAAGCCAGCUUCGAUGCCGCUGCUGUGUCCAGCCAGUCUGAGUCUCAGCCUGCCCAGCACAACGCUGAGCAGCGGCAACUCGGUGACCAUUACGGCCAGGCCAAGGACAACCACGGCGACUGGGAGCUAUGCCUUUCCCGAGGCCAACAGUAUGAGCCAUGUGCCCGCAUUGGAAAUAGUUCGAUUGCCAUCCAGCAAGCAGCAGCAGCAGGGCCAGAAGAUGACGACAAUGCCACCGCUGAUGGGACCACCAACGGCUCUGCCCAAGCAACAGGGACACAGCAGUGGGGCGGCCAAGAGGAGCAGCCAGUCGCCGCCAAUGCCAAUGCCGAUGCCGUUGCCGUUGCCGCUGCCUUUGCCGCUGCCAUUGCCAAUGACCACGAUACCAACGAUUGUCAAGUCACCGCCGCUGUCAGUUGCGCUUAGCGGGCAAAGGAGUAGUAACUCCCACUCCACCUCGAAUCCCGGCAAGAACAGCAACAAUGCGGCUUAUCGCACAUCGCCGCCUGCAUUAAUAAAUCUGCGCAACACCGCUCCAACCUCGUCGUUUCCAUCAAAGUCGAGCAGCAGCAGCAGCAGCAGCAGCAAGCCGGAGCAGGCCAAUUCAAAGAAAUCCCCGCCAGCCGUGGCUCCAGCCAAAGCCAAUGGCUUGGACAAGAGUUCGAAAACGAGUUUGCGUGAGUUUCGGCCAGCAUUGGGAGCACCCAAGGAUGCCGACAUACUUGAUUUAUCAGCGAACCCGGGCAGGAACAGCAGCAGCAAGGCGCCCACAUCGCCCAGGCCUGAGGCAGCAACGGUCAAUAGUAGCAACAGCCUAGAGGCAGCCCUCAACAAGAUCAAGCAAAACAUAUCCGCCAACAGCAAUGGAGGAGCAACCACUACCUCCUCCUCAAGCAGCAGCAGCAAUGGAACAGGCGAUGAUCUCCAGAAUCUGCAUAUGCUCUCGGAAUCAGCAACAGCCCGCGAGAAGAUUUCGAUAGCCAAGGCAGGCAACAACAACAAUAACAACAACAACAAUAAUAACAAUAGUAGUAACAACAACAACAACAAUAACAACAACAACAGCAGCAUUUUUGAGGGGAAACCCAAGAAUGCCAAUGCAGUGGUUAGGCCACAGAAUGCCUCCGUUAGAAGUAUACCCAAUCCCUCGGCAUUGGCUUUCCGAAAUCAGCCAGUGGUGGCCACCACUCCGGCAGCCACAACAUCGGCGACCAUCAGCAAACCCUUGACUGUGCGCGCCGAGGAGGCAAAACCCAAGAUGUCAACGGGUUUGCUCAGUCCCACUAGCAGCAGCAGCAGCAGCAGCAGUAGCAACACCUCCGGUGGAGGCAGUGCAGCCACCUCGCCACGGGCUUUGACCAAGAAGCCCACAACCAUCGAUCAAGUGGCUGCCAAUUUGAAUAUUCGGGCUGAGGCCAAGGCAGCUGCUCUGGCGGAGGAGGCGCCACCAGUUCCAAGCUGCCACGAGGCGGCCAAGUCGCCGGAGUUGGCCAAGACCACAACGACAGCGGCAGUGGCAGCAGCGGUAGCACCACCAGCACCAGCACCAGCACCAGCAGUAGCCAAGGAGCCCAAGGAGACGGCCAUUACAGUGUCGGCGGCCAGCACCCUGCUCCCGGAAUCACUGUCCAAGCCGCCCGUACAAAUCGCCGCCACCGACACCUUGGCACCGGUGGCAAGUUCCGCUUAGUCACAAGCAUUUCUUUGGCUGUGCGGAACGCAAAUGUAUCUUGUGGCGCCGCUGGAGAAUCUACAAAACACGGACAACAACAACGGCAAUUGAGGUGAUGCGGUGCAGUGCACCUGUAGAAAAAGCAGCAGCAGCAGCAGCUAAGCAAGAAGUGUUUCCAACCUCGCUCCCGAAGAAAAAAGUGCAAUUUAAGUAAUCAGUAAACAAGAAAAUAAGCCUUAGAACUAACCCGAAAUAGCCUCAUAUAGACAAGCAAUAUCUACAAUUGAUACAAGUAUACAACAACAGCUCUAGGGAAACAACAACAACUUCAAC